Messenger RNA from Syzygium oleosum, 1655 nucleotides. RefSeq names its product cytochrome P450 CYP72A219-like. Gene Ontology annotation, molecular function: heme binding; iron ion binding; monooxygenase activity. The coding region runs from base 18 to 1583 and encodes 521 amino acids. NCBI's taxonomy places the organism in Eukaryota, Viridiplantae, Streptophyta, Magnoliopsida, Myrtales, Myrtaceae. The record is from RefSeq and is a predicted model, not a curated record. The transcript is spliced from 5 exons.
UAUGUUUAACGUAGAAUAUGGAAAUGUCCUUGACUUAUUCAAUUGUUCUCUCCCUUGUUCUGAUCACCUUCUUCACUUGCGCAUGGAAAUUACUGAGUUUGUUUUGGCUGAAGCCGAAGAAGCUAGAAAAAUGUCUUAGACAACAAGGUCUAAAUGGAACUGCUUACGGGCUUUUGUUUCAAGAUCUGAGAGACAUCAUCAGAAUGACCAAGCAAGCUCAAUCUCAACCCAUUACUCCUUUCUCCGAUGACAUCGUGCCUCGCGUUCUCCCUUUCUAUCAUCACUCCAUCAAGAAAUACGGGAAGCUUUGCUUUACAUGGUUAGGGCCAGUGCCUGUGCUGAACAUCAUGGACUCAGACAUGUUGAAGGAAAUAUUUUCACGGGUCAAUGAUUUUGAAAAGCCACAUCCCAAGGCCAUUGCAGAUAUCUUGACAUCGGGGCUCCUGAAUAUUGAGGGGGAGAAAUGGGCCAAACAUAGAAAGAUCAUCAACCCGGCUUUUCAUUAUGAAAGGUUGAAGCAUGUAGUGACAGCAUCAUGUUCAAGUGGGGAGGAGAUGAUUAGGAUAUGGGAGAAGGAAAGUUUGGCUGGUGAAGUGGACGUGUGGCCUCACCUGCAGCAUUUGACGGGUGAUGUACUCUGUAGAGCUGCUUUUGGUAGUACCUACGACCAAGUCAGGGGCAUCGUCCUCCUUCAACAAGAACAAUUUGGGCUCGCAAACAAAAUUCAGCAGACCGCAUUUAUCCCUGCGUGGAACCUCUUGCCGACCAAACUGCACAAGAGGAUGAAAGAAAUCGACCGUAAAGUAAAAGGAUUGUUGGAAGACGUAGUGACCAAAAGAGAGAAGGCAAUGAAGGAAGGAGAAGUAGAUGACGAUGAUCUCUUGGGACUGUUGCUAAAAUCAAACAUGAAAGAAAUUCAAGAAUCAGGGCAUCAAAAGGGUAUGAGCAUAGAGGAUGUGAUUCAAGAGUGCAAAGCGUUCAACAUAGCGGCUCAGGCGGCCUCUAUUUUGCUUACUUGGACUCUGAUUUUGUUGAGCAAGUACCAAAGCUGGCAAGACAGAGCAAGAGAGGAAAUUCUGCGAGUUUUCGGCAACAAAAAACCUGAUUUUGAUGGGUUGAGCCGACUGAAAAUUGUAAGCAUGAUACUGAACGAGGUGCUUCGGCUAUAUCCGCCUGCAUUUAUGACAGCGAGAACAGUUCACAAGACAACCAAGUUGGGAGAUAUACAAAUACCUCCAGAAGUUCUGCUUUUUUUGCCCAUUAUCCUGAUCCACCAAGAUUCAGAGAUUUGGGGGGAUGAUGCCAAAGAGUUCAAUCCGGAGAGAUUUUCCGAGGGAGUCUCAAAAGCAACCAAGAACAAGCUCUGUUUUUUCCCUUUCAGUUGGGGUCCUAGAACUUGCAUUGGCCAAAACUUUGCUUUCCUCGAAGUCAAAGUUGCUCUGACCUUGAUUUUGCAGAACUUCUCAGUGCAGCUAUCUCCUUCUUACAAGCACGCCCCUAUUCCUGUGCUCACUCUUCAUCCCCAACAUGGAGUCCCCUUGAUAUUGACUAGAAUCGGAUCGAACCCCUCAAUUCGUAUUUGAUAAGAUAUUGUGCUCUUGUUUGCUUCGUCACGGGCAUAUUGUUCUGUUUCUUGAGAAUAAAGGAAAAGUCAA